This is a messenger RNA of Tripterygium wilfordii, 1299 nucleotides long. RefSeq names its product scarecrow-like protein 18. Bases 1 to 1299 code for a protein of 432 amino acids. The record is from RefSeq and is a predicted model, not a curated record. NCBI's taxonomy places the organism in Eukaryota, Viridiplantae, Streptophyta, Magnoliopsida, Celastrales, Celastraceae. Gene Ontology annotation, cellular component: nucleus. Gene Ontology annotation, biological process: meristem initiation; regulation of DNA-templated transcription. The transcript has a single exon. Gene Ontology annotation, molecular function: DNA-binding transcription factor activity; sequence-specific DNA binding.
AUGUUGGGCUCACUGAACACCAGUGGUACCGGUGGUGCUUCUUCCAGGCAGCAGCAAGAUCAAGAAGAAGAAGAGCCCUCACCUGCAGAUCUGCAUAAUAUUAUUGCAGCUCCAGCAGCCACACACAUGCGCCAGAUGCUCAUCAGUUGCGCAGAGCUGGUCUCUCAGUCUGAUUUUGGUGCUGCUCACCGCCUCCGAACCUAUCUCACCGCCAACUCUUCACCGUUGGGAGACUCCACGGAGCGCUUGGUUCACCAAUUCUCCAAAGCCCUCUCUCUCCGCCUAAACCCCACCUUCGUAGCAGCAGCUCCUCCUCAAUAUCACAUAAAUGUUGUUACUAAUAAUAAUAGUAUUAGUAAUAAUUGUUAUUCUACAUGUACGGUAGUUGAGCAGGAGAGUUGCUAUCUGUCUCUGAACCAGAUAACCCCAUUCAUCAGGUUCAGCCAUCUAACGGCAAAUCAGGCCAUUCUGGAAGCCCUACAAGUUGGGCAGCAAGCCAUUCACAUCCUAGAUUUGGACAUAAUGCACGGCCUCCAAUGGCCUCCUUUUAUGCAAGCCUUAUCUGACCGUUCCCAGUGUUCCCAGCCGCCUCCCAUGCUCCGCAUCACUGGAGGAGGCCACGAUUUGACCACUCUCCACCGCACUGGCGAACGCCUCCUCAAGUUCGCACAAUCGCUGGGCCUCACAUUCCAAUUCCAACCGCUUGUCCUCCUCAACGUCAACGAUUUGGACUUGAUUCUCUCCUCCCUUUCCCUUCUCCCGGACGAAACCCUAGCUGUGAACUGCGUUCUUUAUCUGCACAGGCUCCUCCUCAAGGAUAGAGACAGCGGCUCCUCCAAAGUAGAAGACUUGAGGCUCUUCCUGCGCAAGAUCAAGGCCUUGAACCCCAGGGUGGUGACGGUGGCAGAGAGAGAGUUAGGCAACCAUAACGAGGCGGUGUUCUUGAGGAGGUUUGUGGAGUCGCUGGAUCAUUACUCGGCAAUAUUCGAGUCCCUGGAGGCCACUCUGCCGCCCAACAGCAGGGAAAGGAUGGCCGUGGAGCAGAUAUGGUUCGGGAGAGAGAUUGCGGAGAUGGUGGCAGGAGAGGGAGAGCGACACCAGAGGUUGGAGUGGUGGGAAACGAUGCUUAGGAGUUCAGGGUUCGUGAAUGUUCCUCUAAGCCCUUUUGCCUUGUCGCAGGCCAAGCUGCUGUUGAGGCUUCACUAUCCUUGUGAGGGUUACCAACUCCACACUCACAACAAUUCCUUCUUCCUUGCUUGGCAGAAUCGCCCCCUAUUCUCAGUCUCUUCGUGGCGCUAA